This is a messenger RNA of Xenopus laevis (African clawed frog), 4090 nucleotides long. RefSeq names its product SID1 transmembrane family member 2 L homeolog (gene sidt2.L). Gene Ontology annotation, molecular function: double-stranded RNA binding; RNA transmembrane transporter activity. The transcript is spliced from 28 exons. Bases 568 to 3144 code for a protein of 858 amino acids. Gene Ontology annotation, biological process: RNA transport. Gene Ontology annotation, cellular component: lysosome; plasma membrane; membrane. Lineage: Eukaryota; Metazoa; Chordata; Amphibia; Anura; Pipidae. The record is from RefSeq and is a predicted model, not a curated record.
AAGUCAGGGGACGGAAGGGGAAGCGAUAAAGCACAGUGCAGGCGUUUAGUUGUAUCAGCCGGGGAACGUAAUAACUUGAUGCUGUGAUUGUUUUCACCAAUUAAUUUCGCGAUAGUUCCCCUUUAAGGAGUCUAGUGACGUCACGGUCUGGCCUGCCUUCCUUGUUGUCUCGGUUCUUCCGGCUACAUAGGAUGCGAGAGAAAGAGUGAGCAGACAAAUUCGUAGGGGCUGCUGCUCGCACAGACAGUCUUAUAUAUGGCGGGUUAGCGGAAGCACCAGACCGGGACCUCGACAAGCAUCAGAGGGGAGAGCUUGAGAGGAAGGGAGAGCUAAAGAGGAAGCUCAGUUGCUAGGACUAAAGAGAGCAAAUCAGCUCCGUGUUAGUGAAGUCUUGUGAUUUGUGCCUGACUGGCUCAGACCCUACUGCCCAGAUGGCCAGCUCCAGUAUUGGUGACUCAUUUUUUACAGCCUGGUGAUUGCGUAAGGUACAGUGUGAAGUUCUGCUGAUGUUGGAAGGUGCAUGGGGCAGCAGGAGCUCUGCAGUCCUCCUCAGAUUUCUUUUGGGAAAUGCCUGUAUUUGGUGUCCUGCUGUUGAUAUGGCCCAUUGGACUGUCACUUGGAGGUAACACAUACUUGCAAGACAAGACGAUUGUGCAGAAGAGUGCAGAUUUCAAUAAGGAAUACAACGACUCUGUCAAUGCCGAACAACAAAAUAUAUAUGCUUUCAACCACACAAUGCUUAGGAAUAAGACAGAUGGAGUCAGAGUUUCUGUCAAUGUACUGUCUGAUCAGAAGGCAACACCGCUACUAUUUGUGGUUAGACAAAAGGAGGCUGUGGUGUCCUUCCAGGUGCCAUUGGCGCUAAGGGGCCAGUACCAGCGUAAUUACUUGUAUCAAGAUGUUGGACGUACAUUAUGCCAGCCACCAACAAGAGCAGAAGCUGAAACGGAGUCAUUCUAUGUGGAUGUUUCCACCUUGGCAGAGAAGAAUACUACAUACCGCCUACGUGUCACACAUGUAGAGAACUUUGUUCUUCAGACAGAUGGACCAUUCAAUUUUAACGCAACUCCUGCUCAGCCACAGUAUUUUAAGUACCUCUUUCCUGAGGGGGUGGAUUCUGUGAUUGUGAAAGUCUCCUCUUCCAGUGCAUUUCCCUGUUCUGUCAUCUCUGUCCAAGAUAUUCAGUGUCCUGUUUAUGACCUUGAUAAUAAUGUGGCCUUCAUUGGGAUGUAUCAAACAAUGACGAAAAAAGCAGCAAUCACUGUGCAGCGGAAGGAUUUUUCCAGUGGUGGUUUCUAUGUUGUGGUUGUUGUGAAAACUGAAGAUGAGGCCUGUGGCGGGGCUCUGCCUUUAUUUCCCUUACACCAAGAUAUUCCUGUUGAUCAUUUGAGCCGUCAGAAGAAUCUCGAAGUCUUGGUCAGCCCAGCAAUAAACAGAAAUAUCUAUGUUGCUGGCAUGCUCUUCUGUUUAGGUGUAUUUUUGUCUUUCUACCUGGUGGCUAUGUUCAUAUCCUGCUGGGAGCAAUAUCGAAAAAAGAAGAAAUCGGAAAACCCUUUUUUGAAUUCAGCAUCAUCAUUGAAUGAUGAAACAGCCUCACUACUUGGGAAGCCCCCCAUGUGUCCUAAAUAUGAUGCCUGUGGCUAUGGUUCAAUAGCAGCUCAACAUAGCAGUUCUGUUCCUAGCCCUGAGGAUUGUACUGACAGUUUGGUCUCUUCUGGUGAAGCCUCAUAUAGUUAUACAGGUCUGGAGCAAUUCAAACGCCGCUCCCUGUGCUACACCCAGCAGCCUCUGAGCUCAUCCUUUGACCGGUCCCUGGAGAACCUUGUAUCACGCAAUCGGCUUGAGUCACUUAGCUCUGUGGAAGAGGACGAUUAUGAUACACUGACAGAUAUUGAGUCUGAUAAAAAUGUGAUAAGGACUAAGAAGUAUCUUUGUGUUUCUGAUUUGGCACGGAAAGACAAACGCGUUAUGCGGAAAAAGUACCAAAUCUACUUCUGGAAUAUCUCCACAAUAGCAGUGUUUUAUGCACUGCCUGUCGUACAGCUUGUUAUCACCUACCAGACAGUGGUGAAUGUGACUGGAAACCAAGACAUCUGCUACUAUAACUUCCUCUGUGCUCAUCCCCUGGGUUCUUUAAGUGCCUUCAACAACAUCCUAAGUAACUUGGGCUAUGUGAUGCUUGGACUUCUCUUUCUUGUCAUUGUGCUGCAGAGAGAACUCAGUCAUAACCACAACCGCAUGAAUAUUAGGGGUCGCCUUCAGGAAUGUGGGAUUCCCAAACAUUUUGGUUUGUUUUAUGCUAUGGGUACUGCACUGAUGAUGGAAGGCCUUCUUAGCGCCUGUUACCAUGUGUGUCCGAACUACACAAACUUUCAGUUUGACACUUCCUUCAUGUACAUGAUUGCUGGCCUGUGUAUGCUGAAACUGUACCAGAAGAGACACCCUGAUAUUAAUGCAAGCGCCUACAGUGCAUACGCCUGCCUAGCUAUUGUUAUCUUCUUCUCUGUAAUUGGUGUGGUUUUCGGGAACGGGAACACAAUUUUCUGGAUUGUAUUCUCUGUGAUUCAUAUUUUAUUCACGCUUCUCCUGAGUACCCAACUCUAUUAUAUGGGGCGUUGGAGACUAGACUCUGGAAUUUUACGACGUAUUUUUCACGUUCUAUACACUGACUGUUUGAGACAAUGCAGCCCUCCCAUGUAUGUGGACCGCAUGGUUCUACUUGUCAUGGGAAACAUUGUAAACUGGUCCUUGGCAGCCUAUGGACUCCUUGUCAGACCUAAAGAUUUUGCUUCCUAUCUCCUUGCUAUUGGAAUCUGUAACUUGUUGCUGUACUUUGCAUUCUACAUAAUCAUGAAGCUGCGCAGCGGGGAACGCAUACUCCUAAUCCCACUUCUUUGCAUCUCCUGCACCUCUGUGGUUUGGGGAUUCGCCCUGUUCUUCUUUUUCCAAGGACUUAGCACCUGGCAGAAAACUCCUGCUGAAUCCAGAGAACACAACAGAAAUUGCAUUUUGCUUGGUUUCUUUGACGAUCAUGAUAUUUGGCACUUCUUGUCAUCUAUUGCAAUGUUUGGCUCUUUCCUGGUACUGCUCUUUCUAGAUGACGACUUGGAUACUGUACAGAGAGAUAAGAUCUAUGUAUUCUGAGUCCUGCUUCUACAUAGUUGAAUGUUAUUUAUUAAAACAUAAUGGAAAAGAAAUAUCAUUAGUACAGUACUAUUUGGUACUACAUUGGAGGGCUCUGCUCUGCUCCUUUUUGGACCUGCAGAAAAAAAGGUGGGAUGGAUAAUCUCCAAACACAUUGCAAACGCAAAGAGAAGAAGAGACUUUGCUCUCUGUGAAACUACUGAAAGAUGAAGAUAUUAUGUCCGUCCCGGCAGCAAAUGCAAGAAAUAACUGCAUCACUGAGGAUGUUGUUUAUUCUUUUGAUGAUGGUGAUCAAACUGCACUUUAUUGCUCUAUAGGCCAGUUUUCAAUAUGUGUGUGAAGCCAUCGCUGUGGUCCACUUGCUGCUUCUGCACCUUUGUGGACCACAAGGUGUCACUGUUUUUUCUUCUUGAUGCCAAAAGGAAUCAGCACAUUUUUUGUUUUUUAAUAGCUAGUUCUUAACACAUUGUAAUCCUUAUUUUGUGACAUCAUGUGAUUUAUUUAAUGCGUUGAGUCAGCUACCCAUGCAUUGGAUUAAUUUUUUGUUUUUAAAAAAAAGAAUAUGGCUGACCCAAACAUCUUUUUAUAGUUCUCAGAAUCAAUCAGAACCGCAUAUUAUGGAAUAUCUUUCAAGUAUGAAGCCAGAGAGGUGCCACCUCUGAAAACUGGCCUAUUGCUUGUAUUCAUUUUUAACUAGAGUAUCUGGAACAGUGCAAUUAAGGGGCUGCUGUUUGUUGUAUGCCAACUGAUCCCAACAAAUUCAUUGCCAUGGUGAUUCCCUUACUGGUACUAUGUGUAUAGGUUGGAUCUGUUUUUGGGCAGAACCAUUACAAAAACGUGCCAUCUUUCCCUCUUUGGCUGUGUCCCAUGUUUUACACCUGCUUUUAUUUCUUGUUUGUUUUAUACUUCUGAGAUUUAAAAAUAUAUAUAUAUAUAUACAAACAAA